AUGGUUAGGGGGAAGACUCAGAUGAAGCGCAUAGAGAAUGCAGCGAGCAGACAAGUGACCUUCUCCAAGAGAAGGAAUGGGCUGCUGAAGAAAGCCUUUGAGCUCUCAGUUCUAUGUGAUGCUGAAGUUGCACUUAUUAUUUUUUCCACAAGAGGGAAGCUCUAUGAGUUUUCGAGCUCAAGUAUCGGCAACACACUAGACCGUUAUCAAAAGAGAGUGAAGGAUCAAGGCCUUGGCAGUAAAGCAGUUCAAGUUGAUAUGGAGCAUGGGAAGGAUGACACUUCUAGCAUGGCGAAGAAGAUUGAUUUUAUUGAAGCUUCUAAACAGAAGCUCUUAGGUAAUUGUUUGGAAUCAUGUUCGAUAGAGGAACUGCAGCAGACAGAGAACCAAUUGGAGCGAAGCUUAAGCAAAAUUAGGGCUAGAAAGACUCAGUUAUUGAGGGAGCAGAUAGAGAACCUGAAGGAAGAGGAGAAAAACCUAUUUGAACAAAAUGCUAAGCUACGGGAAAAGUGUGGCAUGCAACCCCUUGGUCCUCCAAGCGCAAGAAAAGAUGAAGAGAAUUGUGCAGUACGCCAGCCCCGGACACCAGAUAUGGAGGAUGUGGAGACUGACUUGGUGAUUGGGCCACCUGAAAGACGAAGAAGUAGCCAAAACCCAUAG
Molecule: messenger RNA, 660 nt
Organism: Prunus mume (Japanese apricot)
Lineage: Eukaryota; Viridiplantae; Streptophyta; Magnoliopsida; Rosales; Rosaceae
Product: agamous-like MADS-box protein AGL19
Biological process (GO): positive regulation of transcription by RNA polymerase II
Cellular component (GO): nucleus
Molecular function (GO): protein dimerization activity; DNA-binding transcription factor activity; RNA polymerase II transcription regulatory region sequence-specific DNA binding
Source: RefSeq, marked provisional